AUGCGUGGUGCCGCCAACCAAGCUGCGCCAGUGGAGUCAGCCACGACCGCCACGUCAGCCGCGGGACCCACGUCAGCUCCGGAGAAAGCGGCGCAGGAGAAGGCCGCAGCGAGCGUGCCUAGUCUGCAUGACAUCUCGGAUCACAGCAGCGAGGAGGGCGAUAACGACAGGGAGGAGAAGGGUGGGAAGACGACGGGUGCUGCUGCGGACGGGGAGAAGGACGAGCAGGGAGAGAAGGAACGGGCGAACGGGGAAAUCCGUAAUGGCAACAGCACUGGCAGCGCUGGUGCUGCUAGUGCUGCUGCUGCUGCUGCUGCUGCUGCUGUUGCUGCUGCGAAGGAGAAUGGGAGUGGCGGUGAUGGUAACGAUGCUGCAAAGCCUGGGCUGCUCGCUGCGUGGCGGCAGAAGGCGGAGCGACUGUUUCCUGGGCUGCUCGGCAAGACCAAGACCACUCCCGAAGACCCUGCUGCCGCAGCCACUGCUGGCACUGCUGCUGGCACUGCUGCUGCCGCCACUGUUGGUGCUGGGACUGCUGCUGCUGCUGGCACUGCUGCUGCCGCCACUGUUGGUGCUGGCGCUGCUGCCGGUGCUGGCGCUGCUGCCGGUGCUGGCGAUGCUGCUGCCGCCACUGUUGGUGCUGGCGCUGCUGCCGGUGCUGGCGAUGCUGGUGCCGCCACUGUUGGUGCUGGCGACGCUGCUGCCGCCACUGGCCCGGAUGGUGAGGGGGAGAACCGGGAGGGACGGGAUGGGGACGACGAGGGCUCGAGCACGGCGCUUGUGCCAGCAGCAGCAGCAGACGUGCCUGCUCUGCCUCAAGUCGUCGUUGAAGACCCUCCCCUGGUAAACCUCUCCCCUGGUAAGCCUCUCCCCUGGCGCCUCAAAGACUAUCCUUCUUCUCCCCUUCCUCCUGAGGCGCCUCAAAGACUAUCCUUCUUUUCCCCUUCCUCCUCGCCACUCCCCCUCCCCACUCUCUUCUUUUCUCUUCGCUCUAUCUGCCCCCGUGUUGUGCCACGUGGCAGCUACUGGGCGGUCUUCCAGGCGUUCUUCCUGCUCGGGUGGACGGCGUUCGGCGGCCCGUCCGCCCACAUCGCCAUGUACCACAAGCAGUUCGUGGAGCUGCGCGGGUGGAUGUCAGAAGACGUGUUCGCUGAACUACUAGCGCUAACUCAAGCAGUGCCGGGUCCAUCCAGCACGCAGAUGUCAUUCUCCAUCGGCAUCCUCCAGAAGGGCAUCACUGGCGGGUUGCUCUCGGGAGCAUUGUUCCAGUUUCCUGGAGCCCUCAUCAUGGCGAUAGCUGGCUUCGGCGUUGCAAAGUUCCUCAUUGACCCAGCGCCCUGGCUCUCUGCGCUCUCAGCUGGGCUGGCAGCAGUCGCAGUGGCGUUGGUGGCGGAGGCAGCAGUGGUGCUGGGGAAGAAGAUGUGUCGCAACAAAGUGACCAGGGUGCUGUGCGUGGCCUCUGCCGUGAUUACCUUUUACUACGCCACCCAGUGGAUCUUCCCCACCGUCAUCCUGCUCGGCGGUGCAGUGACCUAUUUCACGGAGCGCAACAAGCCCAUCCCGCCGCAGCGCAGCGACAUUCAGAGGCUGGGCGUGUCGCCGCUGGUGGGGGGAAUGCUGCUGUUCGCGUGGAUCGGCAUUCUGGUCUUUGCCAUCGUGUAUAAGAACGCCACUAGCUAUGAGAAAGCACCGUGGAUUCACUGGUUCGAGGGCUUUUACCUCACGGGUUCAGUGACGUACGGAGGAGGGCAGGUGGUGCUGCCGCUGCUGGAGAGUGUGGUGAUUAACUAUGAGACCGUGUGCCCGCCCAACGGUGGAAAGUGCAUUCAAGUGGAAGCCAACACAUCAUGGGUAACUUCCCAGCAGUUUCUUGCCGGACUCGCUCUUGCACAGGCCCUGCCUGGUCCGCUCUUCAACUUCUCUGCCUACAUCGGUGCCAUUGUGGGGGGGAUGGGCGGUGUGAUAGCGUGCUGGUUCGGCCUCUUCUCCCCCGGCAUCCUCAUCAUCUACGGGGUGCUGCCCUUCUGGGGCAAGUUCCGCAAGUGGAAGCUGUACAAGCGUGCAACACCGGGCUUCAACUCAACCGCAAUUGGUCUCAUCUGGGCGUCAGUGUUCUCCCUGGGCCUCAAGGUGUACAAAGUCAGCCCCUUCCCCAUGGCUUCACUCUGCAUUGCCAUGAUUGGAUACGCUGCUACCAAUUUCCUCAAGAUCCCUGCUCCGCUUGCCAUCGUAGCAACUGCCACGUGGCAGCGCGCCAUUGCUUCCGCCAAACAGCUUGAGGGAUUUGACGAGGACGAGUUUGACGACGCUGCGGACGAGGAGGAGACGGAAUUCGUCGCCCCUCAGCAUCCUCCGACGCGAUCCGUCACGCUCGAGCCGGAUCAGGGCACAAAAGCAACGGCUGGAUCUGAUCGAGAUCCCAAAUCAACGGACACCACCGCACCCGACGGACCAGAAUCCGCUGGCGGCAGCGGGGGUAGAUCGACAGGACAAGGGGCGGAUUGGGAUGACGAGGAGUUUGAAGGGGUGACGCCCGGUGCUGGCGCUGGUGCUGGUGAAUUUGGCGUUGGUGCUGGAGGAGCAGCGGCCGGGGGAAAGUCGUUUUUCGGCAAGCCUGGAUCCGCGCAGCAGCAGGCGCAAGCGCAGCAGAAGGCACGCGCGCGGAGAAUUUCGGUUCCGCGGAAGCCGUUCCACCCGCGGGAUUUCAUUGCGGAAGGGAUUUUCCUUGCGUUCCUCGUGAUUUUUGCGAUCAACUAUUUCAUCGGCAAAUGGCAGAACGAAAAGAUUGCGCUCUCUUUCGCGAAUCAGUUCGCGACGGAGGGUAAUCUGCUCGCGAAGAACUUCGCCCUGAUCGGCACUGGCGACACCAGCGAACCGAUCCUCGUUAAGGAAGGCCAGGCGACGUUCAAGUUGUACGCGAGCGGGCGAAGGUUCUGCGAAGCGAUGCUGGUUACCCUGAACCUGCGAAGUCGCCACGAUCUCGCGACGCUCGCAUGGGACGCGCUCCUUUCGUCAAAGAAAGAUCAAGUCGACGUGGACGUGUACAUGAACGAGGAAGACAUGGCUCCGUUUGUACUCGCUAUAGUGCCGCGCAAAUCCGCUAAGGCGUUUAUAAAAGAAAACGCGGAUCUUAAGGAGUUUGCGAGCAUGCUUGACGCGGAAGUGGUGCUCAAGGGAGGAGGCGGGAGCGGGAAGAACAAGUGGGCGGCAGACGAGUUGGCUAUUAUCGGGGAUAGCAGGGAAGCUGCGUAUGAGCUUCUGUCUGACGUCAUCAUCGAUCAGCUCUUUGGCGAGAAAUCUUUCCCAAAGAUAGCGCCUCUCUUCCGCGCUCUACACUUCACGGACCAGCAACCCACAGGCGCAGGGGCGCACCGCAAGGUGCUGCGCUUCUCCUUCCUCCUGCCCCGGGGGGGUGCUGCCGAGCUGGCGAAGCUGAUGGCGUCUGUGCCUUUCUUCAUUGACGCUGUGGGGAAAUUUCGACUCAGCGCCCAGGCCAAGAGCAAGGCAGAGGCACUGCGGGCAAAGGCAGCUGAGGUGGCACUGAGGGAGACGAAGGAGAAGAGGCAGGAGGAGUUGCAGCGGAGGAAGGAGGAGCGAAAGAAGGCAGAGGAAGCGAAGCUGAGCCCUGAGGAGCUGGCAAGGCGGCGAGAGAAGGAGAGGAUGAAGGAGCUAAAGCAGAGCGCACCGCGUGCCAAGAUUUCAAGGAUGCAUUGA
Closterium sp. Naga37s-1 is the source of this 3711-nucleotide messenger RNA. NCBI's taxonomy places the organism in Eukaryota, Viridiplantae, Streptophyta, Zygnematophyceae, Desmidiales, Closteriaceae. The record is from the annotation of a GenBank genome assembly.